Messenger RNA from Lachancea nothofagi CBS 11611, 1023 nucleotides. Lineage: Eukaryota; Fungi; Ascomycota; Saccharomycetes; Saccharomycetales; Saccharomycetaceae. The record is from the annotation of a GenBank genome assembly.
AUGCACACCGCUGAAUUUUUAGAGGCGAAUCCUACGCAAAUUAGCUCAGUUUUAGCUGGUGGUUACAACCACCCGCUGCUAAGAGAAUGGCAAAAUGAACGUCAACUUACCAAAAAUAUGUUUAUCUUCCCACUGUUCAUUUCAGAUGAUCCAAACGAAGAAGUAGCUAUCGAUUCGCUUCCCAACAUCAAAAGAUUCGGCGUCAAUAAGCUGGCCCAGUACUUGGCUCCGCUGGUGGCCAAAGGGUUGAGAGCCGUGAUUCUGUUCGGUGUGCCUAUGAAGGAAGGAUGCAAGGAUCCAGUGGGCACUUCGGCAGAUGAUCCAGCAGGUCCAGUCAUCCAGGGCAUCAAAUUGCUUAGACGCGAGUUUCCGGACUUGUAUAUCAUUUGCGAUGUGUGCUUGUGUGAGUAUACAUCUCAUGGCCAUUGCGGUGUGCUCCACCAAGAUGGUAGUAUCAACAGAGAAGAAUCCGUGCGUAGAAUUGCUGCUGUAGCGGUCAACUAUGCUAAAGCAGGCGCUCACUCCGUGGCACCCAGUGAUAUGAUUGACGGGAGAAUCAGAGACAUCAAACUGGGGUUGAUUAGGGCCCAACUGGCACAUCAGACUUUUGUAAUGAGUUACGCAGCAAAGUUCAGUGGUAACCUUUAUGGACCCUUCCGUGACGCCGCUUGUUCUGCUCCAUCGCAAGGCGAUCGCAAAAACUAUCAGUUGCCUUCUGGAGGCCGUGGACUUGCGCGCAGGGCUUUGAAAAGAGACCUAGGGGAAGGGAGCGAUGGUAUUAUUGUCAAGCCUUCUACUUUCUACUUAGACAUCAUGGCGGAUGCAUCUGAGAUUGCACGCGACGUGCCCGUUUGCGCCUACCACGUUUCUGGAGAAUACGCCAUGCUCCACGCCGCGGCGGAGAAGGGCGUUGUGGACUUCAAGACAAUUGCCUAUGAGUCGCAUCAAGGGUUUUUGAGAGCAGGAGCUAGACUCAUCAUUUCGUACUUGACUCCAGAAUUCUUGGACUGGCUGAGCCAGUAA